This is a messenger RNA of Aspergillus puulaauensis, 426 nucleotides long. RefSeq lists its product as uncharacterized. NCBI's taxonomy places the organism in Eukaryota, Fungi, Ascomycota, Eurotiomycetes, Eurotiales, Aspergillaceae. The record is from RefSeq and is a predicted model, not a curated record. The transcript has a single exon. Bases 1 to 426 code for a protein of 141 amino acids.
AUGGCGACAGCAGAUCAGGGCGUGCCAGGCGGGUAUCGUCAGUUCGAGCUUGAGCUCUACCGGCAUCCAGAGCGCUACGGGUCCAAGACGGCCGGAUUCACAGCCAAGCAUGACUUAUACUCCGUGGGAGUCGUGCUUCUUGAGAUUGCGCUGUGGACGACCACGUCCAGACAGUUCGCUGGGCCUAUAUCCAAGGCAAAAGCCAAACAGGCACUGCCGCCUGUGGGUAUAGUUAGCGAGGCAGUCGCCAAGCUUAGCCAGGAUGUGCGCGUGGCUCAGGAAAUGGGGACCGAGUAUGCGCGGUUGAUUAAGAGAUGCUUGCAGACGGACUUUCAGGUGGAGCAACAUGAUGAGCAGGAAAGUGGGCUGUUGGGGCAGUUCCAGGAUUUAGUUAUUGAUCGUUUGAAUACGGGUGUUGCUUUAUAA